AUGCCUUCAAUCGGCCCCCAGCUACCGCCCUCAUCUCCAAAGCGCAAGCGCGCAAGCGAAGAAGAAGAAGACGAAGCAGGCGCACCGGCCGACAGGCGACCGAGCAAGCACCCCCGGCCCAACGGCGCAGAGAUCAACCUCGAAAGCGACUCGGACGACGAUGAUUACGGCCCGAGCGCAGCAGCGCCAGCCACUGCUCCUGCCCCAGCCACAGCCAGACCAUCCAUAGGACCAGCACUACCCCCACAACCCACCAGCACAAACAACAAAGACGAGAUCGACCUCGACGACUCGGACGACGACGAUACCGGUCCUGCACCACCAGCACCAGCACCCGCCGCACAACCCAGAUCCAUAGGCCCAACGCUCCCGCCCCCGACGCGGCGCGUCCUCGGCCCCUCCCUCCCACCAUCAGACCUCUCCACGCGCCCCGAGCAAGCCCCAGACCCAGACCCAGGCUCCGACUCCGACUCAGACUCAGACUACGGCCCCGCCCUCCCCGGCACCCAGCGCAGCGCCCAGCGCUCCGCCGCCCAGUCGCAUCAACAAGCCGCAGCAGCAGCAGCAGCAGCAGCAGCAGCAGCGUCCUCCGCGCCCCAGCGCGACUCCUGGAUGCUCGCGCCCGGCGCCGCCAGCAGCGGCCCGGACCCGACGAAGCUCAAGGCGCGCAAGUUCGCGACCGGCCGCGCAGCCGGCGCGUCGUCUUCGGGAGCAGACGGCGGCAUAAGCUCCAUAUGGACCGAGACGCCCGAGCAAAAGGCCAAGAGGUUAGCCGACGCGGUGCUCGGCCGCGGCGGCGACCCGCAGCAACAGCGGGGUCCCUCGGUCGGCACUGCUGCUGCCGCCGCCGCGCGCAAUGGCGGCAGCGAUCGCAAGGAGCAAGAGGCGAGGGUGCGCGCGUACACCGAAGCCACGAGAGGCAAGAGCCUGUAUGAGGAGCACCAGACUGCUCGGAAGGAGGGCAAGGCUGAUCGAGAGGGCGGUAGCCGGCUAGGCAGGGACGGCGAGGAGGAAGACGACCCGAGCAAGCGUGCCUUCGACAAGGAGAAGGACAUGGCGCUGGGCGGCCGGAUCAACCAUACACAACGACGACAGCUGCUUAACCAGGCGGCUGACUUUGGAGGCAGGUUUCAGAAGGGUAAAUACUUAUAG
Molecule: messenger RNA, 1152 nt
Organism: Thyridium curvatum
Lineage: Eukaryota; Fungi; Ascomycota; Sordariomycetes; Thyridiales; Thyridiaceae
Exons: 1
Coding region: 1-1152 (383 amino acids)
Source: RefSeq, a predicted model, not a curated record